Suillus bovinus is the source of this 1152-nucleotide messenger RNA. RefSeq names its product cyclin-like protein. Gene Ontology annotation, cellular component: nucleus; cyclin-dependent protein kinase holoenzyme complex; centrosome. The record is from RefSeq and is a predicted model, not a curated record. The transcript is spliced from 2 exons. Bases 1 to 1152 code for a protein of 383 amino acids. NCBI's taxonomy places the organism in Eukaryota, Fungi, Basidiomycota, Agaricomycetes, Boletales, Suillaceae. Gene Ontology annotation, molecular function: cyclin-dependent protein serine/threonine kinase regulator activity. Gene Ontology annotation, biological process: regulation of cyclin-dependent protein serine/threonine kinase activity; mitotic cell cycle phase transition.
AUGAAAGAUAUUUCCACGACUUCUCGCCGAAGUUCCCGAAAUGCUGUGGACCCUAAGAAAUGGCCGUCGCUUUCAGGUAUAUCGAAACAUCACAAGACAUCCCAUCUCGGUCCUCCUUCUGUAACCCGCCGAACCAUUUAUCCUGGAAAGGUAGCAUUGUUGCAACAGCUACAACGUCAAUUUCAAAUUAUCCCUCUUCUCAGGCAAUCCACUUUACUGGAGGAGGAAUACUUGGAAGAUAUCUGCUCACACAUGCACGAGAACGAGCGAAACACCAUGUCAUCCUUACAGUCAAUGAGUCAGCAACCCGAGAUCCAAUGGCCCAUGCGCCCAUGUCUCGUUGAUUUCCUCAUUGAGAUUCACUUCACCUUCCGACUUCGACCUGAAACAUUAUACCUCACUCUCAAUAUCGUGGACCGCUACAUCUCUCUGCGAAUAGUGCGCAUUCAGCACUAUCAACUCUUAGGCUGCGUAGCGUUGUGGAUUGCUGCCAAAUUCAAGGAUGUGGAUAAACGCGUUCCGACGGUGCAAGAACUCGCACAGAUUUGUCAUGACACAUACGAGGAGUCCGCAUUUGUUCAAAUGGAAGGUCAUGUACUCAAGACCAUUCAGUGGACGUUAGGCCAUCCGACUGCAGAAGCAUGGCUAAGACUGACGUACUGUGAGCUAUUUGUUGAAGAAAAGGCUCAGCAUGUUGCACGUUUCCUGAUGGAAAUCACUCUGUUUUACCGAGAGUUUAUCGAAUAUCCUUCCUCCUCGAUAGCACUUGGAGCACUGACACUCGCUCUCUUCCUCUGCGACCAACCACGCUGCGUCUAUGAGGAAACGGAGGAAUGUUUGGAAAUCGUCGAUUAUCUCGACAAUCGCUUGGCUAAGAAUGUCAGCAACCUUUCGGAGACGCUGGUAAAAAAGUACUCUUAUGCCUUCUACUCCAAGGCGGCAACAUUUGUUGUACAGUACUACCUCCGGGGUGGCCGGUUUGUCCGGCAGUCCCUCAUUCCUCUUCCAAUGACGCCCAGUCGCUCACCGACGUCUGGUGCUAGCAUGCCUAUGAGCGCCACAACAUCCGUCUCUGAUCUAUCUGAUGAUUUACCUCUCGAAAAUGCUAAGACACAAAGUAGGCCUCAGAACUCGUGUGUCGACAUUCUCUGA